Musca vetustissima is the source of this 2086-nucleotide messenger RNA. Its product is annotated as solute carrier family 53 member 1. Gene Ontology annotation, cellular component: Golgi apparatus; plasma membrane; cytoplasm. The transcript has 7 exons. Lineage: Eukaryota; Metazoa; Arthropoda; Insecta; Diptera; Muscidae. Gene Ontology annotation, molecular function: inositol hexakisphosphate binding. Gene Ontology annotation, biological process: cellular response to phosphate starvation; phosphate ion transport. The coding region runs from base 59 to 2086 and encodes 675 amino acids. The record is from RefSeq and is a predicted model, not a curated record.
AUACUAAUAGCUUUGAUUUUUUAUUUCUACUUUCAGAUUUAAUCCUUAACUCGACGCCAUGAAGUUUGCCGAACAUUUGACGGCUCACAUAACGCCGGAAUGGCGUAAACAAUAUAUUAACUAUGAGGAAAUGAAAGCCAUGUUAUACAUGGCCGUUGAAGAGGCGCCAUCCGUCGAUAGCGUUGAAGAUGAAGUACUUAAACGACACUUUGCCAAUUUCGAUGAGAAUUUCUUCCACUAUUGUGAUAAAGAGCUAAAGAAAAUCAACACUUUCUAUUCGGAAAAAUUGGCCGAGGCCACACGUAAAUUUGCCACACUCAAAGCUGAAUUGAAAACCUGUAUCGAAGAGUCUGAACGUUCGGCCAAGAAGUCGAAAUCAUUAAAAAAGACUGCUGGUUUACCGCAUCGUAAAGCCCAAGAGCUGAAGCUAGCCUUUAGUGAAUAUUAUUUGAGUUUAAUUUUGUUACAAAAUUAUCAAAAUUUAAAUCACACCGGGUUCCGUAAAAUCCUAAAGAAACAUGAUAAACUAUUGCGUGUGGAUAGUGGUGCCAAGUGGCGUCAGGAUCAUGUUGAAGCAUCACAUUUCUUUACGAACAAAGAUAUUGAUAAUAUUAUCAAUGAAACGGAAUCGAUGGUUACCAAUGAAUUGGAGGGUGGUGAUCGUCAAAAGGCAAUGAAACGUUUACGUGUACCACCACUCGGCGAACAACAGAGUCCAUGGACCACGUUUAAAGUGGGUCUGUUUUCGGGUUCGUUUAUUGUUUUGGGUAUUGUGGUGGUAUUGUCGGCAAUUUUCCACGACAUAACCGGUGAAAAUCUUAAGGUCACCUUCCGUUUGUAUCGUGGCCCCUUACUUAUUAUCGAAUUCAUCUUCCUCAUUGGUGUUAACAUCUAUGGCUGGCGUUCUUCGGGUGUUAAUCAUGUGCUUAUAUUCGAAUUAGAUCCUCGAAAUCAUUUGUCCGAACAACAUUUAAUGGAAUUGGCGGCAAUAUUCGGUGUCAUCUGGACCCUAAGUAUGUUAAGUUAUUUAUAUUCGGCCAGUUUAAGUAUACCGGCAUUUAUAAAUCCCCUAACGUUGACCAUUAUAAUGGUGGCAUUUUUAAUAAAUCCCUUUCAUGUGUUUCAUCAUGAUGCCAGAUUUUGGUUGCUUAGGAUAUCGGGACGCAUGUUUGCUGCCCCAUUCUUCCACGUUGGCUUUGCCGAUUUCUGGCUGGGUGAUCAAUUGAAUUCACUGACCACAGCCUUAUUGGAUUUUGAAUAUUUGGUUUGUUUCUAUUUUACAAAUGGUAACUGGUUUGAGGCCCGAGAUGCCUCCAUUUGCAUGGAAAAAGAUUAUAUUAUUAGGCCGAUAUUUAAUUGUAUACCAGCAUGGGUGCGUUUUGCUCAGUGUCUGAGACGUUAUCGUGACACUCGAGAAGCAUUUCCACAUUUGGUAAAUGCCGGCAAAUAUUCAACAACAUUUUUGGUCGUCAUCUUUGCCACCCUCAAGAGUUUCAAUAGUCGUUACUACUCCAGUACUUUUGAAAAUCCUUACACCUGGUUGUGGAUAGCUGCCUCAGUGGUUUCAUCACUCUAUGCCUACACAUGGGACAUAAAAAUGGAUUGGGGCUUAUUCGAUAAGAAUGCUGGGGAAAAUACUUUCCUGCGCGAAGAAAUUGUCUAUUCAUCGACGGGCUUCUACUACUUUGCCAUUAUUGAAGAUUUAGCGUUACGUUUCAGCUGGGCCGUAUCGUUCUAUAUAACUGAAAUGAAGUACUUAAGCGGUGAUAUUAUGACAUCUAUAACUGGUAUACUUGAAGUAUUUAGACGUUUCGUUUGGAAUUUCUUCCGUUUGGAGAACGAACAUCUAAAUAAUUGCGGUAAAUUCCGUGCUGUGCGCGAUAUUUCCAUUGCACCCAUCGAUUCAUCAGAUCAAACCCUAAUACUACGUAUGAUGGAUGAACCGGAUGGUGUUAUAAAUCGUUAUACCAAAACAAAUCGUCCCAAGCCGAAAAAGACAAAAGAUCCCGAGAAGAGAAGUUUAUUGCCACCACGUGGUUCUCUGCAGGAUCUUACCAUAGACAUUGAUGGUACUAAGAAAUUAUAG